AUGGAGUUCCCAGUCAGAACCGAAGCGCUGGUCGUGGAGUCGGCCGGGGCAGCCUUCGAGAUGACCCCUAUCGUAAUUGACGAGCUGCGCCCCGACGAGGUUCUAGUCGAGAUGAAGUAUUCGGGCUUUUGCCAUACUGACAUACUCGUGCAACAGGGCGUGCUACCGGGCCUCGAGCUGCCCGCGAUUCCAGGCCACGAGGGCGCGGGCAUCGUGCGCGCCAUCGGCUCGCAGGUCAAGGACAAGACGCUGCGCGUCGGCGACGCGGUGCUGCUGUCCUUCACGGUCUGCGGGCAGUGCGCGCCGUGCGGCGAGCAGCGGCUGACCAAGUGCGUCGUGCACCCGGUAGUCAACUUCCGCGCGACGCGGCUGGGUACGGACAACACGACGUCGGCGCGGCUCGCGCGCGACGGCCGGCCGGUGCGCAGCCAGUUCUUCGGGCAGAGUUCGUUCGCGCGCCUGUCGGCCGUGCACGAGGUCUGCGUCGUCAAGUGCCCGUACCCGGACGACCUGGCGGUCUACGCGCCGCUGGGCUGCGGCUACCAGACGGGCGCCGGCACCGUGCUCAACGUGCUGAAGCCGCGGACGUACGACAGCAUUGUCAUUUUCGGCAUGGGCUGCGUGGGGUCGGCGGCGCUGAUGGCGGCUGCGCACCUGCAGGUCAGGCAGAUCGUUGCCGUGGACGUGGUCGAGCGCAAGUUGGCCCUCGCCAUGGAGCUCGGCGCCACGGACACUGUCAACCCUGCUGGGAACACGGCGGGUCUUGCGGAGCAGAUUAGAGCGCUGACGGGCGGCGGGGCCAGCUUUUGUGUCGACACCACAGGGGUUCCGGCCGUGAUCGAGCAGAUGCUCGACUGUCUCGCCCACGGCGGCACGGCCGCGUCCAUCGGGGCGCCGCCGGGCGGUGCCAGGAUACAGGUCGAUGUCGCGGCGUUCCUCUAUCAGAACAAGAACUGGGUGUCCAUCAUUGAAGGCGACUCGUUUCCCCCAAAGUUCAUACCGGAGCUGAUGGAACUUCACCGGCAGGGCAGGUUUCCGAUCGACAAAAUCUGCAAGGUGUAUCCCAUUGAGGAUCUCGACAGGGCCAUAGCGGAUAUGAAGUCGGGAGAGGUGAUCAAACCAGUCCUCCAGUUCAGUUAA
Molecule: messenger RNA, 1140 nt
Organism: Lasiosphaeria miniovina
Lineage: Eukaryota; Fungi; Ascomycota; Sordariomycetes; Sordariales; Lasiosphaeriaceae
Product: chaperonin 10-like protein
Exons: 4
Coding region: 1-1140 (379 amino acids)
Molecular function (GO): zinc ion binding; oxidoreductase activity
Source: RefSeq, a predicted model, not a curated record